Dictyostelium purpureum is the source of this 1502-nucleotide messenger RNA. RefSeq names its product COP9 signalosome complex subunit 1. Bases 1 to 1341 code for a protein of 446 amino acids. The transcript has 3 exons. Gene Ontology annotation, cellular component: COP9 signalosome. Gene Ontology annotation, molecular function: protein binding. The record is from RefSeq and is a predicted model, not a curated record. Lineage: Eukaryota; Evosea; Eumycetozoa; Dictyosteliales; Dictyosteliaceae.
AUGGAAGUUGAGAAAGGGUCAUCAUCAUCAUCAUCAGUAUCAAAUCAUCAAUCAAUUUCAAAUGAAUUUGAUUUAGAAGCUUACAUUAACAAUUAUACAGGUUUCACCAAAAUUUAUAGAUUACUUUUUAUUGCUGAAAGUUGCAAACCAUUAGAAGUCGAAGCUUUUAAACAAGCCCUUAAAGAAGUUCAAAAAACACCAAACUUAGAAUUAUACAAUACUAUAGUCAGUAAAUCACAUGGUAUCCUCGAAAUUGAUCCAUCAUAUAUCGAAGCUCUCAAUAAAAAGAAUGCCUCACAUUUAGAUAAAUUAGAAUUAGAUUUAAAUACCGCAAAAUCAAAUAUGAUUAAAGAUGCCAUUCGUUUUGCUCAAAACGAUUUAGGUGAAUUUUAUUAUAAAUUAGGUGAUACUCAAAAUGCCAUUAAAUGUUUUAUUAGAACUAGAGAUUAUUGUACAACAUCAAAGCAUGUUUUAACCAUGUGUUUCAAUAUCAUUAAAUUAGGUGUCGAUACUCAAAACUACACUCAUGCACCAUCAUAUAUUGCCAAAGCUGAACAAUGUCCAGAUUUAGAUAAUACUUCAAUUGCUAAACUUCGUUCAGUCAAUGGUUUACACAAUUUAGAUAGCAAUAGAUAUAAAGUAGCCGCUAAGAAAUUCAUUGAAACACCAUUCGAACAAUCAAACACUUUUUCAGAUAUUAUGUCACCACAAGAUAUUGCAUAUUAUGGUGGUUUAUGUGCAUUGGCCUCAUUUGAUAGAAACGAAUUAAAAAAAAAAGUUAUCGACGAUCAAAUGUUUAAAAACUAUUUAGAAUUAGUACCAGAACUUAGAGAAUUAAUCAACGAUUUCUACAACACUAAAUAUGGCUCUUGUUUAAAAACACUCGAUAAAAUGAAACCAAUAUUACUUUUAGAUAUUCACCUUCAUAAACACGUUGAAAGCUUAUAUCAAAAAAUUAGAAGCAAAGCUUUAAUUCAAUACUUUUCACCAUAUGUAUCUGUAGAUUUAAAUAUUAUGGCAACUGCUUUCAAUACUACUGUUCCACAUUUAGAAAGAGAAAUCAGUAAAUUAAUUAUGGAUGGUGAUAUUCAAGCUCGUAUCGAUUCUCAUAAUAAACGUCUCUUUGCAAAGAAAGCCGAUCAAAGAACAACAACCUUUGAAAAGACUAUGCAAGUUGGUCAAGAUUUCCAAAACUCUACCAAUGGUUUACUCCUUCGUUUAGAAAUGUUAAACAAUAACAUUUCAACUGUUUCAAAUCGUAAAGAAAGCGAAAAAGCAUUUAAUGAAUUCCAUAAUCUUGGUCCAAAUUCCCACCAACAUUUAUUUUUUACAAAUAAAUAAAUAUUAAAAAAUAAUUAAAAAAAUUAAAAAAAAUAUUCAAUUUGCAACAAUAAUAAUCAUAAUCAUAAUUAUAUGAACUUAAAAACAAUAGUAACAUUAACAACAACAAAACAAUAAUUAAUAAAUAUAAUAAAUAGUAAUAUUUGUUAUUUAACAAAACU